GUCGAUCAUCAGUAUUCGCGAAAUGUUCGGCGAGUGUAUAUAAAACGAAGCGUCGCGACGCCGCUCGCUCAGUCCUCGUUCCGGACUCCGUCGUUGGCUAACCUCGCCGUCGCGCUACAGGUACUACCCCUCGAGUACCGCGCCAAACGAUAUUUUCCGCCACCGAACAUUCUUCUUCACAAACAUCCCUUAACAAACAAAUAUAAACAAUAAAAUUACAUCGGAAGAAAAGAAAGAAAACAAAACUAAAUUUAAUUUAAUCUUCGUUUAAGGGAACGGAGAACUCCGAGUUUGCUUAGCCAUUAGAAGAGUCGGUGUAAAAACAGAGAAGGGAAUCUGGCCUUUUCUCACUUUGCCCCAAGAGUGCUACCCUUUUUUUCCUCAGCUCGCUGUCCUCCACCUCCUCCAGUCGUUUUGCGAGGCCAGGUUUUUUCGCCCUUCUACGUUUUCCCCCUUUUUUUCCACGUCUGUUUGUUUCUUCGUGACUUAAUGUGUGCACGCUUCGCACGGCUGGUGUAAAUGAUCCGACAUAUUUCACCACCUCCGUCGGAUUAUCGCCAGCUUCCAGAAGGGAUUCGUCAAGCAACAAGUCACCUUCUCUUCGGACACCACCGGGGGAUGCGUUGCUGACCCAGCAUGGAUUACAUCAGCCUCUUGUGCUGCCUCGUCGCCUUCCUACUCUACUACAACACACUCGAUGCAGGCUUCGUCUACGAUGACCGGCGUGCGAUCCUGAGUAAUCCCGACCUGCUGCCGACGACGCCGUGGCAUCGAUUGCUGCAGGACGAUUUCUGGGGAACACCUCUGAGCGAUUCCGGUUCUCACGGCUCCUACCGUCCGCUCUGCGUCCUCUCCUUCCGGUUGAAUUACCUCCUCGGGGGCUUCCAACCAUGGGGCUAUCACCUGGUCAACGUUCUUCUCCAUUGCUUGGCCACAGUACUUCUAGUGCGCGUCUCAAGGCACAUCCUUCCAAGGAGCAGAUCUUCGGUGGGUUCCGCAGUCACGGGACUCAUCUUCGCCACGCACCCCAUCCACACGGAAGCGGUCGCUGGGGUAGUGGGUAGAGCGGAUUUGGCAGCGUGUAAUCUCUACCUGCUCUCAUUCCUCGCCUACAUAUCACAUAUAAGGUGCAGGGACAUCCCUUGCUGCAGCAAAUUAAACGUGACCGAGGGUGGAUUAAAGCAGUUCCGCGGUUUAAAAUACCACCGCUUCGUGGUGAAUCUGCAGAACAAUGUGACAAACUGUAACUGGCCGAAAAGGCUCGGACGGGAAGUAACUCAGAGCGAGGCUGCGGUCAGUUCGGUCCAGAGGAGUGCGGAUUCGGAGGAUAGCCCUUGCUGCUGGAGAAAUAACACCAAACGAUGGCUCACUUUAUCCGUAUCAAUCCUGCUAUCAAUCGCUUCGAUGCUGAGCAAGGAAACCGGGAUCACGGUCUUGGGAAUCUGCCUACUCUUCGAUUUUCUCCAAUCGCCCACCAUUAACAAAAGACAAUGGAAGAGUGGAUUUGUAUUGAUCGGAGCGAUGAUGGUGAUGUUGAUGGCACGAUUGCAAGGACCGACACCGCAGUUCGCAACUGCAGACAAUCCGACGGCAAAGGAUAAUAAUUUGUUGACACGCUUUCUGACAUUCACGUAUCUGCCAGUGUUGAAUGUGUGGUUGAUGCUGUGUCCGGUCAGUUUGAGUUUCGAUUGGGGGAUGGACGCGGUGCCGCGAAUUUCGGGCUUCGGUGACAUCCGCAACGGCUGCACGGUUGCCUUCUAUGGAUCCAUGCUCCUCGUGAUUAGAUAUUGUGUGAAUGGUUUAUGGAAGCGUGGACAUUAUCGUGAGCUUCUAUCUGGUAAACAAAAGGGCGCGCGCGACAAUGCGACUGCGUUUUCGAGUGACGACAAAGGACGCCUUUGUCCUUGCACGGUGUGCCAUCAGAGCCUUUCUGAAUUGCACUCCGCCUCGUGCCGUUCGAAUAAUAACAACAAUAGUCUUCACUCGACGUGCAUUUGUUGGCGACUUCCUGUGCGGUCUGCCCAAAGGAGUCCCGUUCGGAGUACACGCGAGGUCCGCACCUUCUCGGCCAUCCUCAUGGCUAUAGCCUUCCUGGCUCUUCCAUUCCUCCCGGCCACCAACAUACUCUUCUACGUCGGCUUCGUCGUCGCCGAGAGGGUCCUGUACCUACCCAGCGCCGGUCUGUGUUUGCUCAUCGGACUCGGUGCUGCCCAAAUAUGGUCGAAGAAAAGUUGGAGAUUACCAGCAACGAUCUGUCUCUUCCUCACCCUUCUCGCUUUUAGCGUGAGGACAACCGUUCGCAACCUGGACUGGACUAGUGAGGAAGCCUUGUACCACUCGGCGGUGCCCAUCAACCCUCCCAAAGCUUACGGAAACCUUGGUAGCGUACUCAGCAGUCAGGGCCGCGUGGCGGAAGCGGAAUCCGCCUUCCGGAAGGCUCUCCACUUCAGACCCAACAUGGCGGACGUCCACUACAACCUGGGAGUACUGCUGCAGGGCAAACAGCAAUUGAGUGAGGCCAUAUUCAGUUUCCAAAGGGCCAUUCAUUUUCGCCCUUCACUUGCGUUGGCGUACGUGAAUUUGGGAGCAGCUUUAAUAGCAGCCGGUAGAUGUCAAGAGGCCGUGUCUGUUCUUCGGGAAGGGUCAAGGGUUGAUGGUACUGGACUGAGAGACAGGCGAGAGCAUGACACUGCCAGAGUGUCGGCUCUGCUACAGCUGGGAGCUCUGUAUUCGGAUCAGGGCCGGCUUCAAAGAGCCCUGGCGACUUACAGGGAAGCGGCACAUUCUCUUCCCGAUCAUUAUCCACCUCAGAGUGUUUUCAACGUACUGGGUGAGACUUUGGCACGUCUUCAUCAGGAUGAGGAGGCGGAGAGGUGGUAUCAGGCUGCAUUGAACGCACAACCAGACCACGUCCCUGCUCAUAUAACUUAUGGCAAACUUCUGGCCAAGAACGUCAGUCGAAUCGUCGAGGCGGAGCAGUGGUUCCGAAGGGCCAAACGUUUGGCGCCAGAAGAUGCCAGCGUUUACCAUCACUAUGGUGAAUUUCUGGCAUCAAAAGGUCGGCACAAGGAGGCCGCUAAUCUGUACGAAAAAGCGGCAGAACUGAAACCAAUGGACUACGAAUUGGCAGUCGCUGCAGCCACAGCGAUGCGACAAGCAGGAAGACACGGAGAUGCAGAGCAUUGGUAUAGGAGAGCCGUGCUGCUGAAACCCUCCGAUGCCAGAGGACACACGAAUCUAGGAGCAAUUCUUCACCUGAAUGGAAAAUACCGAGAGGCAGCCGACAGUUACCGGGAAGCUUUGCGGUUGCAGCCUAACGAUGUGACUACCCUAACAAAUUUGCAUAGACUACAUAGCGUUAUGACUUGACGAUGAACAUCGUCCAACACGAAAACCCAAAUAUCAAACUCCAAGUUACUUACUUGGAUACUUCCUAAUUGAAUGUUGAGUUACAUAAGAGAAAGAAAAAAAAAUGAUUUCCGUAUCAACGAAUCAGCGAUUACAUGUGCUAAUUGUGUGCUUUAUGAAAAAAAAAUCGCCGAUGUUUUGGGACCACGGUGUGCAUGCUCGGCAAAUUAAUUGAAGCUAAACAGAAUAAACAAAAAAAAUAUUCACAAAAGAAAAACACGAUGGGAUU
This is a messenger RNA of Nicrophorus vespilloides, 3637 nucleotides long. RefSeq names its product transmembrane and TPR repeat-containing protein CG4341 (gene Tmtc2). Lineage: Eukaryota; Metazoa; Arthropoda; Insecta; Coleoptera; Silphidae. Gene Ontology annotation, molecular function: protein binding; mannosyltransferase activity. The record is from RefSeq and is a predicted model, not a curated record. Gene Ontology annotation, cellular component: endoplasmic reticulum membrane. Gene Ontology annotation, biological process: protein O-linked glycosylation via mannose. The transcript is spliced from 10 exons. The coding region runs from base 637 to 3369 and encodes 910 amino acids.